CCCGCGCGUGCAGAGGGCCGGACAGCUGCGCCGGACGCUUCCUUCUCAGAUGGCAGGUGCCCCUGAGCCGCACUCCCAACACCGUGCUUGGACCAGCCCCUGCCCGGUGCAGUGACCUUCGCCUGUCUGAGCCUUGGUUAAUUUUUGCCCAGUUGAAAGGCAGUGGGGCUCCUCCCCUUGGGGGAUAUAAGCCUGGCCCUGGGCUGCUCCCGUCCCUGCCUGGCCUGAGCUGUCCCAGCUCCCUCCCUGCCUCACCAUGGCCAAGGGCUUCUACAUUUCCAAGUCGCUGGGCAUCCUGGGUAUCCUCCUGGGCGUGGCCGCCCUGUGCACCAUCGUGGCCCUGUCCGUGGUGUACGCCCAUGAGAAGAACAAGAACACGGCUCAGAGCCCCAGCGUGGCCCCCUCGAACCCCACUGUCACCUCCUCCCCCGCCACCACCCUGGACCAGAACCUGCCAUGGAACCGGUACCGCCUGCCCAAGACGCUCAUCCCUGACUCCUACAACGUGGUCCUGAGGCCCUACUUGACUCCCAACAGCCAAGGGCUCUACAUCUUCACCGGCUCGAGCACCGUGCGGUUCACCUGCCAGGAGCCCACCAACGUCAUCAUCAUUCACAGCAAGAAACUCAACUACACCAUCACACAGGGGCACCCGGUGGUGCUGCGGGGCGUGGGGGGCUCCCAGCCCCCCGCCAUCGACAGCACGGAGUUCGUGGAGCUCACCGAGUACCUGGUGGUGCACCUCCGGGGCCAGCUGGUGGCGGGCAGCCAGUACGAGAUGGACACCCAGUUCCAGGGCGAGCUGGCCGACGACUUGGCGGGCUUCUACCGCAGCGAGUACAUGGAAGGCGACGUCAGAAAGGUGGUGGCCACGACACAGAUGCAGGCUGCAGAUGCCCGGAAAUCUUUCCCGUGCUUUGAUGAGCCGGCGAUGAAGGCCACGUUCAACAUCACGCUCAUCCACCCCAGGAGCUACACGGCCCUGUCCAACAUGCUUCCCAAAAGCAGCACCGAACUCCCAGAAGACCCCAGCUGGAACGUCACGGAGUUCCACACCACCCGCAAGAUGUCCACGUACCUGCUGGCCUACAUCGUCAGUGAGUUCACGCACAUAGAGGGCCAGUCACCCAAUAACGUCCUGAUCCGGAUCUGGGCUCGGCCCAGCGCCAUCAACGAAGGCCAUGGCCAGUACGCCCUGAAUGUCACGGGCCCCAUCCUAAACUUCUUUGCCAACCAUUAUAACACUCCUUACCCGCUCGAAAAAUCUGACCAGAUCGGCCUGCCCGACUUCAACGCCGGGGCCAUGGAGAACUGGGGCCUGGUGACCUACCGGGAGAACGCCCUGCUCUUCGACCCCCUGGUGUCCUCCAGCAGCAACAAGGAGCGAGUGGUCACCGUGGUUGCCCACGAGCUGGCCCACCAGUGGUUUGGGAACCUGGUGACCAUAGACUGGUGGAAUGACCUGUGGCUGAACGAAGGCUUUGCCUCCUACGUGGAGUACCUGGGCGCUGACUACGCAGAGCCCACCUGGAAUCUGAAAGACCUCAUAGUGCUGAACGAACUGCACUACGUGAUGGCCGUGGACGCCCUGGCCUCCUCCCACCCCCUGUCCUCCCCCGCCGACGAGGUUGUCACGCCCGCCCAGAUCAGCGAGCUCUUCGACGCCAUCAGCUACAGCAAGGGCGCCUCUGUCCUUAGGAUGCUGUCCAGCUUCCUGACCGAGGACCUGUUCAAGGAGGGCCUGGCGUCCUACCUGCACACUUUUGAGUACCAGAACACCAUCUACCUGGACCUGUGGGAGCACCUGCAGCGGGCCGUGGACAACCAGUCGGCGGUCCAGCUGCCCACCACUGUGCGCGCCAUCAUGGACCGCUGGAUCCUGCAGAUGGGCUUCCCGGUCGUCACCGUGAACACAACCAACGGGAUCAUCUCCCAGCAGCACUUCCUCUUGGACCCCGCGUCCAAUGUCACUCGCCCGUCAGAGUUCAACUAUCUGUGGAUUGUCCCUGUCUCGUCCAUGCGGAAUGGCGUGCAGCAGCAGGAAUUCUGGCUGGAAGGCGUCGAGCAAACCCAGAACUCCCUGUUUAGAGCGGAAGGCGAUGACUGGAUCCUUGCAAACCUCAACGUGACGGGGUAUUACCAGGUGAACUACGAUGAAGGCAACUGGAGGAAGAUUCGGACUCAGCUGGAGACCAACCCCUCGGUCAUCCCUGUCAUCAAUCGGGCACAGAUAAUCCACGACGCCUUCAACCUGGCCAGUGCCCAAAAAAUCCCCGUCACACUGGCACUAGAUAACACCCUCUUCCUGAUCCGAGAGACCGAGUACAUGCCCUGGCAGGCAGCCCUGAGCAGCCUGAGCUACUUCAAGCUCAUGUUCGACCGCUCCGAGGUCUACGGCCCCAUGAAGAACUACCUGAGCAAGCAGGUCCGCCCGCUCUUUGAGCACUUCAGAAGUAUUACCGUCAACUGGACACGGCGCCCAGACACCCUGAUGGACCAGUACAAUGAGGUUAACGCCAUCAGCACUGCCUGCUCCAAUGGGAUUCAGGAGUGUGAGACCCUGGUCUCCGAUCUCUUCAAGCAAUGGAUGGACGACCCCAGUAAUAACCCGAUCCACCCCAACCUGCGCACCACUGUCUACUGCAAUGCCAUCGCCCUGGGCGGGGAGAGGGAGUGGGACUUCGCCUGGGAGCAGUUCCGCAGCGCCACCCUGGUGAACGAGGCCGACAAGCUGCGGUCGGCUCUGGCCUGCAGCAACGAGGUGUGGAUCCUGAACAGGUACCUGGGCUACACCCUGAACCCUGACUACAUCCGGAGGCAGGACGCCACCUCCACCAUCAACAGCAUCGCCAACAACGUGGUCGGGCAGACCCUGGUCUGGGACUUUGUCCAGAGCAAUUGGAAGAGGCUCUUUGAGGAUUUUGGUGGUGGCUCCUUCUCCUUUGCCAAUCUCAUCCGGGCAGUGACCCGCCGGUUCUCCACUGAGUACGAGCUGCAGCAGCUGGAGCAAUUCAGAUUGAACAACUUGGACACGGGCUUCGGCUCGGGCACCCGGGCCCUGGAGCAGGCGCUGGAGAAGACGAGAGCCAACAUCAAGUGGGUGCAGGAGAACAAGGAGGCAGUGCUCGCGUGGUUCACGGCAAACAGCGCCUAGUCCUGGGUCCUUCAUGUCACCUGGCCCCCACGCCAGGGCCCGCCCACGUGUGCCAAGGCGGCAGCUCCGUCCUCAGGGCCUGAGGCACUUGUGUCCUCCCUCCCAGGACCAAGUCUCCAGCCCAAGCCCCCCUGCUCUGUCCGCGGGGCCUGCCAGGCCGUCCCAAGCGCCUCCCAAGCCCCUGCCCCUCGUGUCAAUCUCACCUGGAGCCCGGCACGGAUGCCAGGCCCGGGGUAACUGAUCUCAGGGAAGCCCAGUCCAGGGCCAGGUGGGCAGAAGCCCUCAUCGGAAAAAGGACAGCCUUGAGGGGGCCGCCUGCCCCCUCCCCCACCUUCCCAUAAAGACCUCCAACCCGAGGAAUCAACAAGGCACAAAUCUGUAUAUUUUUUUUCUAGAACAAAUGUAA
This is a messenger RNA of Lepus europaeus (European hare), 3560 nucleotides long. RefSeq names its product alanyl aminopeptidase, membrane (gene ANPEP). Gene Ontology annotation, molecular function: zinc ion binding; peptide binding; metalloaminopeptidase activity. Gene Ontology annotation, cellular component: cytoplasm. Bases 257 to 3154 code for a protein of 965 amino acids. The record is from RefSeq and is a predicted model, not a curated record. The transcript is spliced from 21 exons. NCBI's taxonomy places the organism in Eukaryota, Metazoa, Chordata, Mammalia, Lagomorpha, Leporidae. Gene Ontology annotation, biological process: peptide catabolic process; proteolysis.